Molecule: messenger RNA, 3174 nt
Organism: Mitosporidium daphniae
Lineage: Eukaryota; Fungi; Microsporidia
Product: ubiquitin-protein ligase
Exons: 1
Coding region: 1-3174 (1057 amino acids)
Biological process (GO): protein ubiquitination; ubiquitin-dependent protein catabolic process via the N-end rule pathway
Cellular component (GO): ubiquitin ligase complex; cytoplasm
Molecular function (GO): ubiquitin protein ligase activity
Source: RefSeq, a predicted model, not a curated record
AUGAGAGACCUCGAUUUGUACUUGAUUCAAGAGUUUAUUCAAACGUGCCCCAACGCCAUUGACCUUAUAAUCAGCUGUUUUAAUUUGGAGGCAUAUUUGCUUGGUGGAGACUCUCUGAAUAGCUCGAUUAGAGCAGAUGCAUUGAUUCAGGCACGAUUCGGGCAACUGGACCAGCUAUUGUCUUUGUUUGUUAAUUUACUCAGUUCAGACAUUGCAGAGCAGCUUGACAUUGCUACCAUGGUCCGUAGGUCGUUGAUUCAUUUCCUGUUUUUGGCCCCGUCCUCAAAUUCUGAGCUUCUUAAAAGGUUGCCUGGAAAGUUUUCGGAACACGCCGAUGUCAAGGACAUACUAUUUUCUGUUUCGGUCCAACGAAACAAGAGAAGCUCUGUGGGCGACAAAAUGAUAUUCCAUCUGAAGCCAGAAAUUGCGUCGGAAAUCGAUAUUUUUUACACUUACUUUUCCUACACUGAGCGACAAUCCUGCUUUGACAUUUUGGCACAGGACAGAACAAAAUCCUCGCUGUUUCCAAAAGACCUGACCUUUAAUAGCAAUUCGCUUGAAUGUCUGAUCAGGUCUGCGUCCUUUUUUGCAUUUCUUUUGAAUUGUCUUUUGAGUCUCAAAGAGGAAAACAAUAGCGUUUUUAUUGUGCUGCAGAUUCUUUACAUCAUACACUGUGGCUUUCAAUUUGUCCAAAGGCAGCAGAAUGCCUCCUUAUGCCACGAGUUUGCUUCUUUUUUGAUCAACAAUUCGCCGACUGUUGAGGCUUGUGAAGACGGCCACUACACGUCCAUCUAUGAUGCGCUUAAAUCGUUGUCAUCGAUGGCUCCAUAUUCUUGCAUUCAACCUACUCUUAAAUUUGUGCUGUCCGAAAUUGAUGACCUUCAAGGAAAAAGCGACGUUGACGUUGAUGUAUCAGCAACCCCUAUCGAUCAAAAGAAAGAGCAGGCUGCGGAGCGAAGGCGCAUGCUUCUUGAAAGAAUGCAAAGCGCCCAAAACUCGUUUAUCCAAAAAUGCGAGGUUUCAAAUAGGGAAGAGGAGGCUCCUAUCGAGUAUGCGUCAAAUGACAAUGCAUACGAUUUUGAAGAUGCAUCUUCUUCUGACUCGUAUUUUGCCAAUGAAGAAGAUACUGAGGAGGAAAAUGCCCUAGAUGACAUUGACUUGUGGGAUGCAGAUACUGACGGCAUAGAAAUGGUGGAACAGCCAGACGAUGUUUAUGAAACUUUCUCGCCAUCAUCAAACAAUGACGUGGACAAGUAUAUUGAUCCCUUUAAGUUUUUACAGCAAUUUGAAUCUGCUAGACACAAAUUCCAGUCUUUAAACAAGCACAGGCAGGUUUAUUCUUUCGAUUUAAAGAAAGCAGCCAAUGUUGAGCAACAGGAGUUGUGUCAAGACUUGGGAAACUGUAAUAUUUGCCGUGAGCCACUUUGCCUCGCGGACACUUCAAAAAUAAUUGGAAUCAUUGCACGGCUAUUUAAGAAACGGUUUUUACGCGAAUAUUCGGAGAAACACACCCGAGGAUUUCCAAAUGACCAAUCUUUUGAUCUAUUAUUCCAGUCGUCAGAAAAGAAAUAUGAUUCUUGGGCCUACAGCAACUUUUCAUCGCUGUUUUCUUCGUGCAAACAUUUGUUCCACUAUUCAUGCAUGAAGACUCUUAGUGGUGGAAAACAAUUUCGUUGUCCUUUGUGCAGAAAAAAAGGGCAUAUUUUUCUUCCUUAUUUUGACCGAUCCUCCAUUAUCCCGGCUCCGCUUAAGCAGCGUCAACCGGGCCCAUCUUCAGAUGUGAGGGCGGGCCCCUCUUUUUUGAAAGAUAGCAUUUUCCUUUCUGCUGAUAGUCUUGACCAAGUGCAGUUUCCUUUCUUCAUGGCAACUGCUCAAAGUAUUUGUGAUCGUUGGAACCAUUAUUAUGGAAAAUAUUAUUUGCACCACUCGGAUCCCGACUCGCUGCCCCGUAUUCUCGAUAACGAAGGCCUUUCAAUUAUGCAACAAUACAUGGCCAGGUAUUUGGUCACUGAUGUCAGAGAGGGAAGGUCCAAAUUGUUAUUUAUAGAGCAGACUUGUAAUGUACUCUGUGAUAUUAUUGCAACGGUGGAAAUAUAUUUGAGAACACACCAGCUUGAUUUUUCGCAAUGGUCCGCACAACUUGAAACGCCUUCCAAUUUAAUGCUAGAAUUCUCUCCUUAUUUCUUUUCAGUAAUCGAAAUUUACAAGGUCUUCAUUACAGCCUCAACUCUGCUGCGGUCAAAUUGCGGUUCUUCUGAAUAUGAGUCUCUUAAGGAAUCGAUGUCGCAAGUCCUAAAUAUCUUCACAUCUUUUGACGAGCAUAGCUCUUUUCUCAAGGAUCUGCUUGCUUAUUCUAUUCUUUACUAUUCUCCUGAUUCGUUGGAAGAUUUAAAAAAGUUCAGGCAUUUGGUGGCUUUUCUAUUCGUAAAAUACUAUUUUGUUCAACACUCGUCCGUGAUUUCCCUGACCACCUUUUCAAGCUCGCUGAAAUAUUAUUUUUUUCUCGUUUAUUUAAGAUCGGCUUUGGUGCUCGAGUCGAUGUUUUUCGGGACCAAGCAGGAGAUCGAUAACUUUGGUUCCACUUUGGAGGAGUUCUCAUUUCUUUACACAAGUGUCUACAAAAUAGAUUUGCUUUGGAUUUCGAUUGAUUCUUUUCUUCUUUCUCUUGAUGGCAAUCGUAACGACUGUAUGCUCAACUUUGACACUGUGCAGGUUAUUAUUGACAUGAAAGAGUAUUUCUUACCGAUCUCCUCUGAUGCUAGUCUGGCCAUUCCGCCUCUUCCUUAUCCCUUCCGAUACUCCUUUGUUCCUUUUCCGCCAAAGUUUGACCAGCUUAUCAUUCAAUCGACCAGGCGCACAUGUACCAAGUGCAACACGGUGCCCUCUGAAACGGCAAUUUGUUUCAUUUGUGGAAAGUUGUGCUGCUUUAAAUCCACAUGCUGUUUCAUCUUUAGACAGAUGGGCGAGUGUAACUUUCACAUGAUGGGGUACCCCAUCUUUCCAUUUAGCCUCAUUUUUAGAUAUUGCUGCGGAUCAAUUGGUCUUUUUAUGUUGGUACAAAAAGCGGGCACUGUGUAUCUGUCUGAUGCGUCUGCAUACAUAAGAGAAUCUGCCUAUGUAGAUGCCUAUGGCGAGCCGGACCUUGGAUUCAAGUUUGAAGGCAUUGUUAAUUAA